Messenger RNA from Gordionus sp. m RMFG-2023, 1665 nucleotides. Its product is annotated as RNA-splicing ligase RtcB homolog. The coding region runs from base 20 to 1537 and encodes 505 amino acids. NCBI's taxonomy places the organism in Eukaryota, Metazoa, Nematomorpha, Gordioida, Chordodea, Parachordodidae. Gene Ontology annotation, cellular component: tRNA-splicing ligase complex; nucleus. The record is from RefSeq and is a predicted model, not a curated record. Gene Ontology annotation, biological process: tRNA splicing, via endonucleolytic cleavage and ligation. The transcript has 14 exons. Gene Ontology annotation, molecular function: RNA ligase (ATP) activity.
UUGUAGCUAUCCAUUAAGCAUGGUACGAACUUUUGAAGAUGAGAAAAAGUUUAUGGAAAAAAUAAAUGCUAAUACCUGGAAAAUUAAGCAAGGAUUUGUGCCUAAUAUGAAGGUAGAAGGCAUUUUCUAUAUAAAUGAUUAUUUAGAAAGGUUAAUGUUUGAUGAAUUACUUCAACAUUGUAAAUAUGGUGGUACUGGAGGAUUUUUACCUGCAGUUAAACAAAUAGCGAAUGUCGCUGCUCUUCCUGGAAUUGUUGGACAUUCCAUAGGAUUACCAGAUAUUCAUUCUGGAUAUGGCUUUGCUAUAGGUAAUAUGGCUGCAUUUGACAUUAAUGAUCCACAAUCAAUUGUCUCACCUGGUGGAGUUGGCUUUGAUAUUGCUUGCGGUGUUAGAUUAUUAAGAACAAAUUUAACCUUAAAAGAUGUCCUACCUGUCAAAGAAAAACUAGCUCAAAGUUUAUUUGAUCAUAUUCCAGUUGGUGUGGGAUCAAAAGGUAUCAUUCCAAUGAAUGCAAGGGAUUUAGAAGAAGCUCUAGAAAUGGGAAUGGAUUGGUCAUUGAGAGAAGGUUAUGCCUGGGCAGAAGACAAAGAGCACUGUGAAGAAUAUGGGCGAAUGCUACAAGCUGAUCCUUCUUGUGUUAGUAAUAGAGCCAAAAAAAGAGGAUUGCCUCAACUUGGAACAUUAGGAGCUGGUAAUCAUUACGCCGAAAUUCAAGUUGUGGAAGAAAUAUUUGACAAGCAUUCUGCGGCAAAAAUGGGUAUAGAACAUGUCGAUCAAGUAUGCGUUAUGAUUCAUAGUGGAAGUCGUGGUUUUGGUCAUCAGGUGGCCACAGAUGCUCUGGUCGAAAUGGAAAAGGCCAUGAAGCGUGACAAGAUUGAAGUUAAUGAUAGACAAUUGGCUUGUGCUCGCAUCAACUCCACUGAAGGGAAAAAUUAUCUUAAAUCUAUGGCCGCUGCCUCUAAUUUUGCCUGGGUUAAUCGGGCUUCCAUGACUUUUUUGUCUAGACAAGCUUUCGCUAAAGUAUUUACCUGCACCCCCGAUGAUCUGGAUAUGCAAGUAAUAUACGAUGUAAGCCACAAUAUCGCCAAAAUAGAGGAACACUAUGUCGACGGAGCUAUCAAAACUCUAUUAGUGCAUAGGAAAGGAUCCACAAGAGCGUUUCCACCCCAUCAUCCACUUAUACCAAUUGAUUACCAAUUAACAGGGCAACCAGUUUUGAUUGGCGGUACAAUGGGAACAUGUAGCUAUGUUUUGACCGGAACAGAAAAGGGUAUGCAGGAAACUUUUGGGACUACUUGCCAUGGCGCGGGUAGGGCUAUAUCUCGUGCUAAAUCGAGAAGAAAUUUGGAUUACCAAUCAGUGCUGGACAAAUUGGAAAAGAUGGGAAUAUCAAUCAGAGUUGCGUCUCCUAAAUUAGUCAUGGAAGAAGCUCCGGAAUCCUACAAAAACGUAACCGAUGUUGUGAACACGUGCCAUGCUGUGGGUAUUAGUAAAAAAUGCAUCAAAUUGAGACCAGUUGCUGUUAUAAAAGGAUGAAUUAUUCGGAGUGUAUUAACGACCUUUUAUUUCUUGUUUUAUUAUAUAUUAAAUUAUAUGUACGCAUAUAAAUUUAAUUUAUUUAGUUUACACAAAUUAGACAAAAUGCAAUAUGAGACUAAAACAUU